UUGAUCUUGAGAGAAUAUUGAUUCAAAUCAAAUCACUAAAAUUUCCCGACGAUCUCGCAAACCAACUUCCCAUUAUCAAAACCUUGGAUCGAUUUACUUAUAGCUGCUCUAAACCCCCAAUUUACAAACUGGAAUCCCUAAAUAAGAAAAACGUGGCCUCCAAAUCGCGAUCGCCGUCUCCUUCAACUGAAUCAUCGAGAAACUUGUCUGAGAUGGCAUCUUCUGAAAACCCACCAAGCAAUGAUGUUCCAAUGAAUGAACGUGGAGAUGAUUUCGAAGACACAGAUGAUGCUGUUGAAACACCUUGUACUCGGAAGAGGAAAGAGUCUCGAGAUUCUGGUUCUAUCUCAACAAAGAAGACAAGGUCGAAGAUGUGGGAACACUACACAAGACAGAAGAACAAUUACGACAAGUGUAAUUGUAAUUAUUGUGGCCGUGAGAUGUCUUGUCCAACCAAGUCAGGGACCUCUAGUCUAAAGAAGCAUAUAGACUUCUGUUGCAAGGCAUACCGAGCAUGGAAGGCUGCGAACAGGGAUAAUAACCAGACUGUGUUAUCUCCUACUGGUGAAGAUGAGAAGCUGGGUUUAGGUAAGGUUUCUGAGCUUGUGUUUAGGGAAGCUUCACAUGAGAUGCUGGUUUUAGGGGAGUUGCCGUUAGCUUUCAUAGAGAGUGUAGCUUGGAAGCAUUUCACAUCAAAAUGCAAACUACACACUCCUCAUUCUCGGAGAACAGCAACAACGGAUAUUGUUGACAUGUAUGUAUCUCGGAAGGCAAAGAUGAUGGAGAUUCUUGCAACAAGCAGCGACUGUCUCUAACAACUGAUAUAUGGACUGCUCCAUAUACUAGUGCAAGUUACAUGGUCAUCACAGCUCAUUUUGUUGAUGCUUUUUGGAGAUUACGAAAGAUGAUCAUAGGGUUUAAGAAUGUUUCCGACCAUAAGGGAUCAACUAUUUGUAAGGUUCUGCUGGAGGUUUUGGCUGAAUGGGAUAUCAAGAGAGUGUUUACCAUAACCGUGGACAAUGCCACAUCUAACAGCUCGGCUAUGAAGAAAUUCAAAGAAGCAUUUAUGCAACAGGGAGAUGAUGCAUUGGUUCUUAAAGGUCAGUACCUACAUCUAAGGUGUGCAACACACAUUUUGAACCUCAUUGUGAAGGAUGGUUUGGCGGAAGAAGACAACAGUAUUGUUGCUAUUAGGACUGCCGUUCACUACGUACAGUCUUCUACAAACAGAGUGAAAUCUUUUGAGUUUCGAGUAGAGACAGGAAAGAUGACUAGAGGAAGCUUACCUCUAGACGUGAAGACCAGGUGGAAUUCCACAUGUCUCAUGCUGGAACAAGCUUUGAAGUUUUGGUUGGCUUUUGAGAGGAUGCAGGCUGAAGAUAAACCUUAUGGUGACCAUUUUCUUGAACAAGUAGAAGGGAAAAAGAGGAUUGGACCACCAACUACAAGCUAUUGGGAUGCAGUUGACAUGUUGGUUCAGUUUCUUGUAAUUUUUUACAAAUCUACAUUGAUGCUUUCUGCUUCUACAUCUGUGGCUGCUCACAAAGUCUAUAAUGAGAUUGUCACUAUUACUUCAAACAUUAGUGACAUUAGUACUAGCCCAGUAGCUGAUGAUACCCUUGAAGAGUAGAGCCUUAGCAAUGAUUGGUAAAUUGGAGAAGUAUUGGGAUCCGUUUAGGGAGAAGAAUGAGAUGAAUAGGCUUGUGAUAGUGGCUAGUGUUUUUGAUCCACGAAAAAAGAUGAAGUUUGCUCAGUUCUGUUUUGAUUCUCUUUAUGAGAAGGAUAGUGCCGCUGGUAAAAGUCUAUGAUUCCAUUGAGCAAAUUUUAAAGGAUUUGUUUGCUGAGUACAACAGCUUAGUAGAUCGAAGUAGUUCUACAGGGUCGCAGGGACAAUCUUCUUCUCAGUCCCAAGGAACGUUUUCUCAGUCUCAAGAGCAAAUCGGUACUGAUGUUUUUGAAAGAAGUGUUCUGAGUCAUGGGGUUGGGUAUAAACGAAUGGACAGCAUAUAUGAUGAGCUUGUAGAAGAAGCAGGAGUUGAUGACUCAACAAAUGAGUUAGAGAUAUAUUUGAAAGAGGCUGUUGAUAAACCAAAACUGAUGAAAGGUACAGAGUAUGAUAUCUUGGGAUGGUGGAUGAGAAAUAGUGGCAAGUUCCCAGUCCUUUCACUGAUUGCAAAAGAUAUACUUGCAAUGCAAGUGUCAUCUGUUGCAUCCGAAUCCGCAUUUAGCACAAGUGGGAGAGUGUUAAGCCCAUACAGAAGCUGUUUGACACAUUACAUGGUUGAAGCGUUGAUGUGUACUGAACAAUGGUUAAAAUGUGAGAUUCAUAUCAAUGAAAGAGGAGUGUCAACUUGUGAACAAAUGCUUGCGGAGGUGGAGCUUGAAGAUGAACUCAUGAGAA
Molecule: messenger RNA, 2401 nt
Organism: Eutrema salsugineum
Lineage: Eukaryota; Viridiplantae; Streptophyta; Magnoliopsida; Brassicales; Brassicaceae
Exons: 2
Coding region: 213-815 (200 amino acids)
Molecular function (GO): DNA binding
Source: RefSeq, a predicted model, not a curated record